Molecule: messenger RNA, 1928 nt
Organism: Selaginella moellendorffii
Lineage: Eukaryota; Viridiplantae; Streptophyta; Lycopodiopsida; Selaginellales; Selaginellaceae
Product: methylcrotonoyl-CoA carboxylase beta chain, mitochondrial
Exons: 11
Coding region: 64-1803 (579 amino acids)
Biological process (GO): L-leucine catabolic process
Cellular component (GO): methylcrotonoyl-CoA carboxylase complex; mitochondrion
Molecular function (GO): methylcrotonoyl-CoA carboxylase activity
Source: RefSeq, a predicted model, not a curated record
AUAUUCUUCUAGAUCCGUUUUGAUCUUCACGAGUAUUUCUUCGCCCUACUCAUCUAUCUCUCCAUGGCGCACAGGCAUCGCAUCGCAAGGCUGCUGCGAUGGAAAUGGCGGCACGCUGGACCUGCGAUGGCUCUUGUAAGUCGCUGCCAGGAAUCCUCCAGCUCGUGGAUUGAAUUGCGGGAGUUUUGGCUCGGGAGGAUUGGCCAGGGAUCGCGAUUUCCAUCUCUUUCUCCAUCGAGGGGCUAUUCCAUGGCUUCUGCGUCCACACAACCGCAAGAGAGUGAGAAUGUGAUGGCCGUGGACAUGGGGCUAAACAUUCUCAAGAACGGCGUGGAUGUCAAGAGCGAUGCUUUCCACGCAAAUCGCAAGGCUAUGGAAAGACUCGUCUCCGAGCUUCGUGAGAAUGUCCGCAAGGUUUGCAAUGACAGGGACCCGAAGACUCUCAGCCGCCAUAGCGCAAGAAACAAGCUCCUGCCGCGAGAACGAAUCGACCAACUUUUGGAUGCUGGAUCGCCUUUCAUCGAAUUGUCCCAGCUAGCGGGAUUCGACAUGUAUGACGAGCAAGUUCCUUCUGGAGGGAUUGUCACAGGGAUUGGAUCGAUCCACGGCCGGCUGUGUAUGCUCGUCGCCAAUGAUCCAACAGUAAAAGGUGGAACUUACUAUCCUAUCACGGUAAAGAAGCACCUUCGAGCUCAAGAGAUCGCAGCUCAAUGCAGCCUCCCUUGUAUAUAUCUUGUGGACAGUGGAGGCGCAAAUCUCCCCCGGCAAGCCGACGUUUUCCCGGAUAGAGAUCACUUUGGCAGGAUUUUCUACAACCAAGCACGGAUGUCCGAGGCUGGAAUACCUCAGAUAGCGCUUGUUCUGGGCUCGUGUACAGCAGGUGGUGCUUACGUUCCAGCCAUGGCCGAUGAGAGUGUCAUUGUGAAAGAAAAUGGGACGAUUUUUCUUGCUGGACCUCCCCUUGUCAAGGCUGCGACCGGAGAGGAAGUCUCUGCUGAAAAUCUCGGAGGAGCCGAUUUGCACUGUAAAGUAUCAGGAGUAGCCGACCACUUUGCGAAAGAUGAGCUACAUGCUCUUGGAAUUGGUCGAAAGAUUGUCCGGAAUUUACAUCUUGCUGCGUCAACUCCCAACGUAAAGCUGGACGAAGACGCUGUCGUACUAUAUGGAAGUACGCUGGUCACAGGAUUUGCAAAGAUUCAUGGACAGUCCGUUGGGAUUCUGGGAAACAAUGGAAUUCUUUUCACGGAGUCAGCCUUGAAAGGUGCUCACUUCAUUCAGCUCUGUGCUCAACGCCACAUUCCGCUACUAUUUCUUCAGAAUAUCACUGGCUUCAUGGUGGGAUCCAAAUCCGAGGCUAGUGGUAUUGCCAAAGCGGGUGCCAAAAUGGUCAUGGCUGUUGCUUGUGCCAAGGUGCCCAAAAUUACUGUGAUAGUCGGAGGGAGCUACGGCGCCGGGAACUAUGGAAUGUGCGGACGUGCUUACAGUCCCAACUUCCUUUUUCUGUGGCCAAACGCUAGGAUCUCGGUCAUGGGAGGCAGCCAGGCAGCAGGAGUUCUCGUGCAGAUUGAGAAGGAGCAACGCUCUAGGAAAGGAAAUCCAUGGAGCAAGGAAGAGGAGGAGCUUUUUAAAUCCAAGACUGUAGAGUCUUACGAGCGAGAGGCCAAUCCUUAUUAUGCGACUGCCAGGCUUUGGGACGAUGGUGUGAUUGAUCCCGCGGACACGAGACAAGUUGUAGGACUGUGUCUCAAGGCCGCAUCUCAAAGCUCUCCACAAACUUCUAAGUACGGAGUUUUUCGGAUGUAACUACAGAAGAUUGGAUCUAGACUUCAAGCAAAAAACGAAAACGUCACUCGAGAGACUCAAACUCUCGUGCAUGUUAUUUAGCAUCGACCAAAGCAACUUUCAUAUACAACAUUUCAUCACUCUUA